CAAACGUGACAUAGGUAAACAAUUUUUAUUUGUAUGUUAAAUACAGUAAUGAAGCUAAACACCCAACCUUUGACAUUUCAACAAUUUUCAAGACGACAUAAUGGCUUCCUCUAAUGUACAUGGGCCAGCAAGGCCAAGAGCAGGACCAAUUACAACGCAGUUCCAAUUUGGGCCGUGGACACUGACCGCAGUAAAAUCUCACAUUCUUGAGUCAGAGGGAACUGCUAGGGAAAGGUUUGAGGGACAACUAGACCUCCCCCAAGUGCCAGAGAUGGUAUUUGCAGAGAAUGUUUUACGUAUACAGCACACAGAAGGAUAUGGCGUGGAGUUCAAUGCGUUAGAUGCCCUACGCCGUGUUGAUCCACAUCAUGAUCACUUUAAGGUGGCUGUCUCCCAGGCAUGGAAAGAGGCAAGGUCUGAGUGCGAGCAUAUACAAGAUGUGGUUAAACCAUUUGACUGGACAUUUACUACAGACUACAAAGGAACAAUAAUUGGUGAUCAAAUACAGGUGGAGACAACAUCAGAAAGGAUUGACCUUGAGAAGUUGAAGGUCAGGGAGAAGAUACACUUCUAUGAGGACAUUGUGUUGUUUGAAGAUGAAUUGUCAGAUAAUGGCACAUCUAUGAUGAGCGUGAAAAUAAGAGUGAUGCCAUCAAGUUUCUUCAUUCUUCUGCGACAAUUUAUGAGGGUGGACAAUGUCAUUGUCAGAGUGCUGGACACAAGACUUUAUCUUGAGGCAGAACAAAAUUACAUGCUACGAGAACACAGCUGUAGGGAAAAAAACAUACAAGACCUCAAGGUUCCUGCACAUGUGAUAACAGAUCCAAAUGAACUAGCUCAAAUACUUCCAGUGAGUAAGGAAAUGAAUGAAAAGUUGGUGUUUCCUUCUACUGGAGGUACAAAAGAAGAGACUGACAGUGCUGUGAGGUAGUCGCAACCUCAUGUGACUGUCAUGUGACCUUCAGGUUAAGUGUCAAUCAUGUGACCUUCAGAUUUUGUGUCAAUCAUGUGACCCUUAUGUGACAGCCAUGUUCAAGUCAUGUGACAUUUUAGUCUUUUUUCUGUCAUUCUUUGCAUCUUUGUGUCACAAACAACAAUUCUGUGCUUAUGAUUGCCUUUGAUAACCUUAUACUAAAAGAUUAGACUUUUUUUAUUCUAAUCAUAAUCAUUAUGAUGCAAUGAAGGUGUGUAUACAUAUCAUGUGGCCUCAUUUUAUACAUUGUUGGCAACCCUGAUACUUAAUUCUGUUUACACUAGGGUACAUUAAUAUCAUUUGUGGGGAAAAUGACUUAAAAAAUUUCAUUUUCAUGAACAUUGAUGAGGUAGGGGAGAAAACUCGUUUUCAAUGAAAUUGGAUGUAAUGAUUAAAAUCUCCUCUGCAUAGAAGAUUAACCAUGAGGUCAUACAGGGGUUGUGUUCCUAAAUAUAGAAAUGAAUGGACAACAUUAUUUCAUCUGCUGAGAUUCUGAACAGGUCCUCAUUUGGCACGGAUACAAAAUGUCUGAUAAACUAUUCGUGAUUACCCGAAUUUCCGUGCAAAAUGUCCCGCAGUACUCAAUGAUGCGAGCAUAAAAGUGUACUGGCAGAAUCGGAUGAACAUGUUAUAGGGUAUGGCUAGCAAGUACCAUACUAGUAUGCAUGUAAGUUUCACAUGUUCUUCCUAUUCAAAACAUUUUGUUUAGAAGUAAAUGGUAAUUUUCUUUUUAUGCCCCCGAAGGUGGGCACAUUAAAAUCGCACCGUCCGUCCGUCCGGCCGGCCGGCCGGCCCUGUAACUUUCCCUUGUAUGGACAGAUUUUAAAAUAACUUGCCACAUGUGUACCACAUAUCAAGACGACGUGUGGCGUGCAAGACCCAUGUCCCUACCUCAAAGGUCAAGGUCACACUUAGUGUUUAUUCACAAUGGAGUGCUGCAUAUAAGGACAUAGAGUAUAGGUUGUCGUGUCCGGGCUGUAACUUUCCCUUGUAUGGACCGAUUUUAAAAUAACUUUCACCAUGUGUUCCACAUACCAAGACGACGUGUCGCCUGCAAGACCCGUGUCCCUACUUCAAAGGUCAAGGUCACAAUUAGUGUUUAUUCACAAUGGAGUGCUGCAUAUAAGGACAUAGAGUAUAGGUUGUCGUGUCCGGGCUGUAACUUUCCCUUGUAUGGACAGAUUUUAAAAUGACUUUCCCCAUGUGUUCCACAUACCAAGACGACGUGUCGCGUGCAAGACCCGUGUCCCUACUUCAAAGGUCAAUGUCACACUUAGUGUUUAUUCACAAUGGAGUGCUGCAUAUAAGGACAUAGAGUAUAGGUUGUCGUGUCCGGGCUGUAACUUUCUUUUGUAUGGGCAGAUUUUAAAAUAACUUGCCAAAUGUGUUCCACAUACCAAGACGACGUGUCGCGUGCAAAACCCGUGUCCCUACCUCAAAGGUCAAGGUCACACUUAGUGUUUACUCACAAUGGAGUGCUGCAUAUAAGGACAUAGAGUAAAGGUUGUCGUGUCCGGGCUGUAACUUUCUCUUGUAUGGACAGAUUUUAAAAUAACUUGCCACAUGUGUACCACAUAUCAAGACGACGUGUGGCGUGCAAGACCCAUGUCCCUACCUCAAAGGUCAAGGUCACACUUAGUGUUUAUUCACAAUGGAGUGCUGCAUAUAAGGACAUAGAGUAUAGGUUGUUGUGUCCGGGCUGUAACUUUCCCUUGUAUGGACCGAUUUUAAAAUAACUUUCACCAUGUGUUCCACAUACCAAGACGACGUGUCGCCUGCAAGACCCGUGUCCCUACUUCAAAGGUCAAGGUCACAAUUAGUGUUUAUUCACAAUGGAGUGCUGCAUAUAAGGACAUAGAGUAUAGGUUGUCGUGUCCGGGCUGUAACUUUCCCUUGUAUGGACAGAUUUUAAAAUAACUUUCCCCAUGUGUUCCACAUACCAAGACGACGUGUCGCGUGCAAGACCCGUGUCCCUACUUCAAAGGUCAAUGUCACACUUAGUGUUUAUUCACAAUGGAGUGCUGCAUAUAAGGACAUAGAGUAUAGGUUGUCGUGUCCGGGCUGUAACUUUCUUUUGUAUGGGCAGAUUUUAAAAUAACUUGCCAAAUGUGUUCCACAUACCAAGACGACGUGUCGCGUGCAAAACCCGUGUCCCUACCUCAAAGGUCAAGGUCACACUUAGUGUUUAUUCACAAUGGAGUGCUGCAUAUAAGGACAUAGAGUAAAGGUUGUCGUGUCCGGGCUGUAACUUUCUCUUGUAUGGACAGAUUUUAAAAUAAUUUGCCACAUGUGUUCCACAUACCAAGACGACGUGUCGCGUGCAAGACCCGUGUCCCUACCUCAAAGGUCAAGGUCACACUUAGUGUUUAUUUACAAUGGAGUGCUGCAUAUAAGGACAUAGAGUAUAGGUUGUUGUGUCUGGGCUGUAACUUUCUUUUGUAUGGACAGAUUUUAAAAUAACUUGCCACAUGUGUUCCACAUACCAAGACGACGUGUCGCGUGCAAGACCCGUGUCCCUACCUUAAAGGUCAAGGUCACACAUAGUGUUUAUUCACAAUGGAGUGCUGCAUAUAAGGACUUAGAGUAUAGGUUGUCGCGUCCGGGCUGUAACUUUCUUUUGUAUGGGCAGAUUUUAAAAUAACUUGCCAAAUGUGUUCCACAUACCAAGACGACGUGUCGCGUGCAAGACCCGUGUCCCUGCCUCAAAGGUUAAGGUCACACAUAGUGUUUAUUCAUAAUGGAGUGCUGCAUAUAAGGACAUAGAGUAUAGGUUGUCGUGUCCGGGCUGUAACUUUCUUUUGUAUGGACAGAUUUUUAAAUAACUUGCCACAUGUGUUCCACAUACCAAGACGACGUGUCGCGUGCAAGACCCGUGUCCCUACCUCAAAGGUCAAGGUCACACUUAGUGUUUAUUCACAAUGGAGUGCCGCAUACAAGGGCACGGGGUAUAGGUUGUCAUGUCCGGGCUGUAACUUUCUCUUGUAUGGACAGAUUUUAAAAUAACUUGCUACAUGUGUUCCACAUAUGAAUACGACGUGUCAUCUGCAAGACCCAUGUCCCUACCUCUAAGGUGAAAGAUACACUAAGUGUUUAUUCACAAGGGAAUUCUGAAUAUAAGGACAUAACAGUGUUGGUUGUCAAGUAUGGGUGGUAUUUUUUUAUGUUCAGAGGCAAUUAAAAUAACUUGCCAUAUGUAUUUGACACGUAAAGGCAAGAUCAACUUUUCAUGUACUGAUCUUGUUCGUAGGUCAAUGUCACAUUCGGGGGCAUUCGUCAUAUACUGUGACAGCUCUUGUUUUAUAUGCAAAUUGUGUUAGUAAUGACAAAUCAUCAAAGUUUGUAUAACAGUUUUGGUAUGAUCUUGAAAUAACAGAACAUCUAUAUUUUACAUUCUAUUGUAUAGUUACCUUCUAAAUCAACACUUGAAAUCUUCUCAAUGCAAAUACUGCACAUCAUGUUUCUACACUCUUUGCCUCUGAUUUAGUACAUGUACAUAAAUUUAGUAAAUAUGUGUCCGACUGUUACAAGCAUGCCUCUUAUUAAUUUACUGCUGGAGGUACAUAUAAAUGUGUACAAUGUGGGAAUAAGGCUUUCACAUACUCUGAUCAGAAGCAUGUGACUGCAUAUUUCUUUUACAUCAUAUCUGGUUUUUGUGUGGCUUGCAAUUAGCAUGGCUGAUGAGUAGGGAUUUCUUUGUCCAGCGUCAUUGGUGUUACACUUUCUUUUUAGAUCAAUAAUUUUGAAUAACUCAGUUUAAGAUCUUCAAACUUGAUUUGCACAUUGAUCAUAGUCAUUGAUGGCCCCAAAUGAGUUGGGGUGAGUAGGUGAAGGUUAUUGUGACCUUUAUUGAAAACAUUUUGGGUGACUUGGUGGGUCUAUAAACAUGGUAUUUAUAUUUGCCAUUGUCAAUAGAUGACUUUUAUGAUCUUUGGGUCUGUAUGUCAAAGAUGAAUUUCAUGGUGACCUUUACUAUAAAUAUAUGAGGGCUGACGAAAGUUGACACAUCUGUUUGAUGAUAUUCUAGAGUUAACUAUCAUUGUUGAUUCAGUCUAUAUAAUUGUACUUUUUAGUUAUUAACUUGUUGAAACAAUACUUUGAUACAUUUUUCAAGAAAUGCAGACUAUUUUUGAAUGUUUGUGUUGUUCAAUUAUUCAUCAAAUGCAGUCAAUGAACAUUUGAAAUAAAACAAACUAGCCACUAG
This is a messenger RNA of Mya arenaria, 5174 nucleotides long. RefSeq names its product TIP41-like protein. The record is from RefSeq and is a predicted model, not a curated record. NCBI's taxonomy places the organism in Eukaryota, Metazoa, Mollusca, Bivalvia, Myida, Myidae. Gene Ontology annotation, biological process: TOR signaling. The transcript is spliced from 8 exons. The coding region runs from base 101 to 931 and encodes 276 amino acids. Gene Ontology annotation, cellular component: cytosol.